AUGGCAUACAAGGCUCUGUGUCUUGGGUUGAUGUGUAGUCUCUUUGUUUAUCAAAUUUAUACACCUAUACCGGAAGACAUUGAAGAACCCUGGAAAGUAACCAUGCUGAAUGUUCUCGUGAGAACUACUGAACUUACGGGGACAUUACUUGAAAAGAUAGGUCUUAUGAAAUCUGAAGAAUUAUUUUCCAGGGCAGCACAAGCCUAUUUCACAAAACCAAUUUCAGAUGAAAAUGUUACAGUAAUUGACACAGCCUUUAAUGGCAUUCCAGUACGUUUGUAUUUGCCAAAAAAGAAGUCAGAAAGAAAGAGACCAGCUGUAAUUUUUAUUCAUGGUGGUGCUUUUGUCUUGGGAAGUUGCAAACAUAUGGCUUAUGACAUUGUGCAUAGACAGAUGGUAAACCAACUUGGUGCUGUUGUCCUAGGAGUGGACUAUAGACUAGCUCCUGAAUACCAAUACCCCAUUCCUUUAGAAGAUAGCAUUUCUGUGACCAGGUUCUUUCUACAAGAUAAAAUUCUCGCAAAAUAUGAAGUGGAUCCAACUCGAAUCUGUAUUUCAGGCGACAGCUCUGGGGGUAUGUUUACGGCAAUAGUGACUCAAGUGUUGAAGGAUGAUCCAGAAUUCAAAAAUAAAAUUAAGGCACAAGUUUUAAUUUACCCUAGCUUACAAUCAGUUGAUCUUUCCAUGCCAUCUUACCAAGAGAAUGAAUAUGGUUUGAUUCUGACAAAAGAAAUGGCAGUGAAAUACGCAUGCCUAUAUAUAACUAAUGAUGAAGCUCUGCUCCAGGCAGCGAGAAAAAACCAGCAUAUGCCUCAGGGAUCAAGACAUCUGUUCAAGUUUGUUAACUGGAGUACCCUUCUUCCUGAGAAAUAUAGAAAGAACCAUGUUUAUAAAGAGCCAGUUCUCGGAAAACUUAACUCAUUUCCAGGACUUUUGGAUACUAGGUUGUCACCUUUGAUAGCCAAUGACUCCCAGCUACAAAAUUUGCCAUUGACUUAUAUCAUCACCUGUGGACAUGAUGUCCUAAGAGAUGAUGGACUUAUAUAUGUCACACGACUUCGGAGUGUUGGCGUUAAAGUUGUUCAUGAGCAUAUGGAAAAUGCCUUCCAUGGAGCCCUAUCAUUCAUCACACCACCAUUUUAUUUACAUUUAGGCUUUAAAAUGAAAGAUAUGUAUAUCAAUUGGUUAGAAAAAAAUCUAUAA
Molecule: messenger RNA, 1203 nt
Organism: Tupaia belangeri chinensis (Chinese tree shrew)
Lineage: Eukaryota; Metazoa; Chordata; Mammalia; Scandentia; Tupaiidae
Product: arylacetamide deacetylase-like 2
Exons: 5
Coding region: 1-1203 (400 amino acids)
Cellular component (GO): membrane
Molecular function (GO): carboxylic ester hydrolase activity
Source: RefSeq, a predicted model, not a curated record